AUGGUCACCAACAGACUCUGGCGUACUCUUUCUGCCUUCAACCGAUCUACCCGAAGCUGGGAACCCAUACCUUUGCGAAACAGGUUUUCUCCCACAUUACGAAGCAUCGACACCUUCUGGACGCACGGGCUUUCUCUCAUAUCAUGGAACAUCGACGCCUUCUCCCCGCGGCCCGUCUCACGCGCCAAACUCAUCCUUAGCCAUAUCCUCGAGGAAUCGAAAUCUCCUGAUAUCCUCUUUCUCCAAGAAGUCACGCCUGAGGUCCGUGCCUCUCUCCUAGACGAUGCGAGAGUGCGCGCUGUCUUCCUGGUGACUGACGCCGAGGACGAAAUGUCGUUUGAGGACGUGCCCUUUGCGACCAUGACGUUGCUGUCCAGCACGCGCUUUACCUCCGGGCUGGAUUCGCAGAAGGAAGGCGAUGGGAUCGAGGGAGGGGAAAAAUUCAUGCUCGGACGCGUCUCUCGCGUGAUACUCCCGAGCAAGUGCAGGAGGGAUGCGCUUUAUGUGGACAUCAUCCCCCCAAUAUCGCCGGGUACAGUCUUCCGUCUCAUCAGCGAUACGCUGCACUACCGCGCCCAUCAGAUGGAGAUACUGGCCAACGUCCUACGCGAGCCCGGAUGCAGUGGCGGGAUCAUUGCAGGCGACUUCAACGCCAUCAGCCCCGAGGAUGAUGGGCUCGUUGACAAGAACGAACUGGUAGAUGCGUGGGUCGCAUUGCACGGGAGGGCAGACCUUGAUGGCGCUACGUUGGACAAGGUUGCAAUGAUGGGCUUAAAGGCUAAGGAAAUGGAAGUCCUCCGCCCUGGUACUAUUGAGGUGCCCAGGCCGGGCGAGAAACCUGUCGAGAUCCUUUGGAGUGACCAUUGCGGGCUGAGAUGCACCUUUACCAUCUGA
Molecule: messenger RNA, 894 nt
Organism: Suillus plorans
Lineage: Eukaryota; Fungi; Basidiomycota; Agaricomycetes; Boletales; Suillaceae
Product: Endonuclease/exonuclease/phosphatase
Exons: 4
Coding region: 1-894 (297 amino acids)
Biological process (GO): double-strand break repair
Cellular component (GO): cytoplasm; PML body
Molecular function (GO): 5'-tyrosyl-DNA phosphodiesterase activity; single-stranded DNA binding
Source: RefSeq, a predicted model, not a curated record